This is a messenger RNA of Podarcis lilfordi (Lilford's wall lizard), 22471 nucleotides long. The record is from the annotation of a GenBank genome assembly. Lineage: Eukaryota; Metazoa; Chordata; Lepidosauria; Squamata; Lacertidae.
AUGCUGUCUGUAAGACGUUUUUAUUUAUUUGCACUGAGAUGUCGCCAGUGUCAGACUUGGAGUAGUGAUCCCUUGUUAAGCCAGCUAAAUAACUGCAUAAAUGAAGAUCAAGUGUUUGACGUUGUUGGAAAGAACAAAACCAAACUUUCUGAAAAACACGUGGGAAGGGCAAUUAAUAUACUUUGGGGGUUUCAAAAGAAGAAGCCUGAGCCUCUGAGGCUUACUGAUUAUGUAAAAAAUCACUCCCAGUUUCUUAUACUUCGCAUUUUAGCAGAAAACAAGAUUGAACAAAUGGAUAAUGAAGCAUUAGUGGAUAUUCUGUAUAAUUUACUCAGGUAAGCCAUAUAGUAUGAUGCUGAAAUGUAAUGGGGUAAGUUUAUUAACCUGGGUUUAAAAAAGUAAUUGUGUUUUUUUUAAAAUAUAUGCUUAAACUGAAGCAUCCUGGUUGCUGCAAAAGCACAGCUCACUCGUACAAUGCCUGUUUAAAAUUUGCUCAUAUUUCUCUAUCUAAACAGUGUAUGAUCUAAUGAGUCAUCCUUCCCUGUGUCUGACCUCCAUAAAAAUGUAUGAGAUUACUCUCACGUAGCAGAUGUUAGGUGUACAAGGCGGUGUAGGGGCUGACAAUUACAGGCACAAUCAAACCAAAGCAAAGGUAGCUUGGCUGCCAGUAUUUUCUCCCAUUGAUGUCCUGAUGUUAGGCAGUUCAGAGGGAAACUAGACAAUCAUUGCGGAGAUGACAACAACUUCCAGAGGGUUCUCACUAUUGGUUACUGCAGGGAUGGGGAAUCUGUGGCCUUCCAGUUGUUGUUGGACCACAGCUUUCAUCACCCGUGGUCAUUGGCCAAUGCAGGCUGGGGCUGAUAGGAGUUAGAGUCCAAAAAGUUUGAAAAGCAAAAUACAAAGUUCCAGCUGUGGCUGACUUUCUGUCCCAAGCAGGUAGAGCAAUGGAGAAGAAGGAGAGCCAAGUGUUAAGGGCUGAAUGUGAGCAAAUGCAGUUAUGCAUAUUUACGGUUGUUUACAGCGGAGAUGAGAGGAAAUUCAGCCUCUCAGUAAAAUAUUCCAUCGGCGCAAGCCUUUUUGCCUGCCUGGCGUAACAACCUCUCCUCUUCUACCACUUGCAUGCUGUUUGUGAGUUCUCCCAAUCCCCACAGUGCCGAUUUGGGGGUGCAAUGGGAGGCGAGGGGGGGACCCCAUUGCGCCAGCAGGAGCCCUUGAACUGGCUCCUACUAGUGGAACUAGGAAGCUGAACCUGGCCCAGGGAUUUAAGUGGUUAAGUAAAAGGCCUUGAAGAAAAUGUGGGGUUUAAAGGGUUCCAAGCACUGAUCUGUUCAUAGUUGUAAGAGGCUUUCUAGAACGCACAGGGAAAGUGUUCGGUAAGUACAAAACUCUAGCAACCAGCUAUCUGUAAUACAUUUAAAACUGCACAGGUUCUCCCCCCCCCCAAUCUCUGUUAAAAUAUCUAUGCAGAGCAUUUGACUUGUCUUUUGGUCCUUGUGAAGGUUUGGAAUUGAGGCCCAUGAUUCGCUGGUUGAAGAGCUCGUCAUGGAAUGCUGGAGAAGAUUAAAUGGGCAAGUACACAUUAAAAUUAAAAUCCUAGAAAUUGAAAGCUUGAGAGCUCAUGCUUAUAAAAACUAUAACAAGGUUAGUACUGACAAGCUUAAUUAUUAAAAGUAUGGUAGGCCCCUUUCUCUCUUCAAAGCUGAAGUAGUGCACUGAGGACCAUUGUACCAAUAAAGGCAGCUACAGAUUUAAGAAUGUAACACUCCUGGAUAGAUUUUGAAAGGUGAGUUUAGGCUUAAAUUUGAUAGCUAUGUAACUGGCAGUAAGGCUAACUAACCUCAGUGGGAUUUAUUUCAGUAUAAGAUUUCACUGUUAAGAUUCCUAAAUGAAAGCAGUGGAAGACUUGGUUUUAAACCAGUUUAUAGAAGAAUCUAUAAAGAUUUAUGGGAGAAAAUAACCUCUGCUCCAGUCCGCCCUUCCCUGAGGAAGUUAAAGUGUACCAGAACAAUAAACUCAAGAAUCUGGGCUAAUAUCUAAGCUUUAUGAGCGAUAUACAUAAAACUAGUUUUUAAAAAAUAAAUAAAUCACAAAAUCAGCAAAAUUUAAAAAGAAGAUAUAUACUGUAUGUUAAAUUAUGUGACUCAGUGGGCUUGGUGACAUGAAGAUUUCAGCAGGGAUUUAAAGUAGUACAGUGAGGGUGCCUUAUGUAGAUAGGCAGGGAUUUGGAAAACUUUAAUGUUCAGGGCUGUGGUCAGUCACAAGCUCACUUUGGGAUACAUGUUGCUCUUGUGUCUGAUCUGCACCCUAGAGCCCUCCCUGUCCUCUCCCCCGCCUCCAGUUCUGAUGCACAUUUAAGUAAAACUUUAAAGGGAAAGAAGGACAAGGCAAGGACCCUCUGCUAAGUUGUACCUGACCUAAGGUGGUCACAACAGCAGUACUACCACUGUACUUCAAAUAUAUGCUAAAUAAAAAUAAGAAGCUGCUCCCCAAAUGCAUGUUGGGUUAAAGAUGACCCCCAUUCUGAAAUGGUUGGAGGCUACUAGUCUAGAAAUAAUAUUUACCACUUGCCAGAGGGGGCUGAGGCUGGUUAUUUACAUGUUUCUGUAUGGUCCAAUGAAAGUCAGUCUAAAUGUCGUGUGGAGCCUUAAUGGACAGCUCUUGAGUUAAAAUUCUCAGUAUGCCAAUUUUGAUUGGUGGGUACAGAUUCAGAAUUUUCAGUUAGAUGGUGUGAUUGGCUGGGGCUAGACUGGAGGGGCCAGAAGAAGUGUAUAUAAUACUACUGGGUGCUGGUAAGCAGUACUUAGUUGAGUUAGGUAGGACACAUCCACACUUCUGCUUGUCUAGAAAGCAUGGGUCCAAGAGGUUUUUUUGCUUGACCCGCUGCUGGGAAACCUGCUGUUUACCACUGAAGAUGAACAAACAUCAAUCCACAGAGAAACCAAUUGGCAUUUGUUCCAGUUCAGGUUUUCCCAGGGGAAAGCAAUGGGAGAAGUGGAACUGUAAACAAGCCCUUGGUCAGAGUUGUGGUUGGUUGCCAGUUCCACCAGAAGACAAUGCCAGGAUCAGGGAAGAAGCUAGAUCUGAGAAUGGCCAAAGACUUGCUGGGGGAUAGCUGAAUCAUGUGGCUUAGGCCGAAAAUACCGGGGGAGUUGUUUUGGGAUGACUGGUAGGAGUACCAGAAAUAUUAUUUCCAUGGUAGUACAGUGAGACAAACCUUUGCUUCAAUAGAUCAGUGAAAGUUUGGAAAAAACAAACACUUCCAGCAGAGUCCUCAGCUAAUGUACAAUGGUACCUCAGGUUAAGUACUUAAUUCGUUCCGGAGGUCCGUUCUUAACCUGAAACUGUUCUUAACCUGAAGCAUCACUUUAGCUAAUGGGGCCUCCCACUGCUGCCGUGCCGCCGGAGUACGAUUUCUGUUCUCAUCCUGAAGCAAAGUUCUUAACCUGAAGCACUAUUUCUGGGUUCGCGGAGUCUGUAACCUGAAGCGUAUGUAACCCGAGGUACCACUGUACUGAGGAGGUUUAACGAGGGUGGAGAAAAUAAAAGGUCAAUUUGGCUAUAGCAUGUUAAUUGGGUAACCGAUUGCAGUGUAAGGUAGAGGUGCCAUAUGUCUGUCGAAAAUGGCGUCCUGGCUGAAUUUUUGAAAAUUGUUUAUAAUUCUUCGGGAAAACCCAGGAGUAUGUCAGCCCAUUGCAAAUUUCCUAAAAAUAGCUUUAAAACUUUGCCCCCCUCCCUUCUAGUAUCAUGAGUGGACUUUGGUACCGUAAUAUGGUGCCCUCAACAAGGGAAAAAAAUUGCCUCCACCCCAUUCUUAUUUUCACAAUAAUUACUUUUGGUAUAAUUGCUUUUAUAUGCAUCUUUUCAGUAGGUACCUAUAUAAAUAUAGGGAUGAUGAUAAUGAUGAUAGUGAUGCACAUACUUGGCUUGGCAGGGGAACUGUCCUAAAUCUAGCGCUGGUGGCCUGGUUUUAGCAGAACCAUUGGAGUGGAAGUUGGGUUUUGUUAUUAUAGAGUACCGUAUUUUUCGCUCUAUAAGACGCACCAGACCACAAGACGCACCUAGUUUUUGGAGGAGGAAAACAAGAAAAAAAAAUAUUCUGAAUCCCAGAAGCCAGAACAGCAAGAGGGAUUGCUGUGCAGCGAAAGCAGAGAUCCCUCUUGCUGUUCUGGCUUCUGGGAUAGCUGCGCAGCCUGCAUUUGCUCCAUAACUCGCACACCCAUUCUCCAUUACUUUUAGAAGGGAAAAAGUGAGUCUUAUAGAGCAAAAAAUACGGUAAAUAAGUAAAUACCCCCCUUCCCUUCACAAAGGGCAUCAGCCGUCUCAAGGCAGCUUACAAGGUAAAAUAACAUACAACAAACCACACUUAAUAAAACCAGCAGUAAACAGUAAAAAGAAAACCAGUCCAGAAAUGUUAAAAUCUGUUUUACAAGGUACUUGAAAGUAGUAAUGUAGGAUGACCGAUAACUGCAGGAUGUAAAGCUAUUAUAAUUUGUUACCAAGGGACAGUAGCAGGUUUGCUUGUUAUUUUUAAAUCAAUAAUGUAAGUAAGCAGUGAACUGCUCUUCAAGAAUCUCUUAAAUUUUGUAUAUAGGUAAAUGUUUUUUUUAAAAAAAUUAAGAGAUGUAUAUAGGUAAAUGUUUUAAAUAGGGACGCGGGUGGCGCUGUGGGUAAAACCUCAGCGCCUAGGACUUGCCGAUUGAAAGGUCGGCAGUUCGAAUCCCCACAGCAGGGUGCGCUCCCGUUGUUCGGUCCCAGCGCCUGCCAACCUAGCAGUUCGAAAGCACCCCUGGGUGCAAGUAGAUAAAUAGGGACCGCUUACCAGCGGGAAGGUAAACGGCGUUCCGUGUGCUGCGCUGGCUCGCCAGAUGCAGCUUGUCACGCUGACCAUGUGACCCGGAAGUGUCUGCGGACAGCGCUGGCUCCUGGCCUUUAGAGUGAGAUGAGCGCACAACCCUAGAGUCUGGCAAGACUGGCCCGUAUGAGCAGGGGUACCUUUACCUUUACCUAAAUGUUUUAAAGCUUUUGUAAAGCAGGCUUUUCCUUUUAUAUCCUCACAGACUCAGCAUGCCUCUGCUAUCUAAAUUUGCAAUGUGCCUACAUGACCAACAAAUGUACUUUAGUCCUCUCACUGGUGAGAUAGCUGAUAUUGUGAAUAGGAACUUGGAUUCCAUACAAGAUGGGAGGUAAUCUUAAUUUAAUAAAUGUCUCAGAAUAAUUGAGAGUAUUUUUGUUACCGUUCUCAUGCAUAUACAGCACUACUGUAGCAUACUUGUUUAGGCCUCUCUUGUUGUUGUAAGUUAGCUGAACACAAUUCUAAUGAAGGGGCACCUGACAGGACACCCCGUAUGUGCGUAGGUUCCUUGUGGAUAUCAUUUUUACUGUGUUUUGUCCCUGUGGAUUUAAAUCCUCUUCCGCUGCAAUCCUACAGUCCCUAGGAGGGCAUUGCAGGGACCCUAGGAUAUUGCAGAUCUCUCUUCAUCGGCAGAGAAAGAUCUGCCCUUCUGAUAUGGAAAUAUUUCCGCUAUUUUGCUUGAAAACACUCCAGUCUGCAUAGCAUUAAGAAAAGACUCAAGAACAGCUUUGCCUUGAAGGCAAAAUGCUUUUUCCUUUAAUUUUUGCCUCUUUCAAAUAGAGUUUCAAAAAAAAGAUACCCAGUUUCAUACUGCCUCAAAACCUUACCUCCCCUCCUCUAGUCCUUUCCAUUUUUAAUGUAAUGUCCUUUUAAAUAUUGUUGGGUUCGUUCAAUCACUGCAUACUUUUUUUGGAAUGUUUUUAGGGUCUUGUCAAUUUUGAUGGUCAGCAUAUCUGGUGUUAUCUCGCAGCAUUUUAGAGAUCGGUUAAUACAGAAGGCAGAGUUUCUUCUGGAAACCUCGGAAUCUGCCCCCUUGAAUAACGCCAGACGAUUUGUACAGUUUCUCCGGAAUGUCAAACUACCACAUCGACCAUUGCUGGACAAGUGUAACAAAGUUUUUCUUCAGAAUGCGAACCAGCUAGGUGUUGAUCGUGUAGUUAUCAUCCUUGGACUUUACCAGGCUUUACAAUUCAGCAACAUUGAGUUAAAAUUAGUUGCUAAACAGAAACUGAUGGAAGCAAUGGAUGACUACAAUAAUUCUUCAAGCUUCCCUCGACUGUUUGUUACCCUUGCACCCAUGGCAGGACCAGAGGUCAGAGAGCGGUAAGUUUCACUUCUGGCUUACUUGGUGUGCAUGUGAAUACAUUUUUCCUUAGAAAAGGAAGUGAAUUUUUCCAUGCUUUAUCUGAAGACCAUUGCUAUCUGAGGCAGAAUAGGCUGCAGUUCAACAAAGGGAAACUACAAAUGCAAUGGAGUUGUGCUCGGCUUAUGCUAUUAAUGCUGAAACACCCUCCUGUCGACUUGCUUUGUUACUAUUGUUGACCCAAAUUGACAAAAUAGAUUUCAGGUUGCAUAUAUGCACACACACACCUUGCCAUUGUGUUCUUUUUCACUCCAUCUGUGACAAAUUCUCUUGUGCUGAGGAAAGGCAACACAACAACGGCCUUGUUGAGCACACUUAACUCCUUCCUCAGAAGUAAUGGAGACUGCAGAAUUAGUCACAGGCUCAAAUCCAAAGAGAUGUGCACAGAGUUUCUGUUACCCUGAAAAUGUCUUCAGAAAUUUGAAGUUCCAUGGGUACCAUCAAUAGCAUAGAACUAGAACAGAGCACUCUCUAUUCUCUUGGUCCAUUUGAACAGUUUUGGUAUUUUGUUGCAAUAUUUAGACUGCUCUUUCAUCUCAAUAUGCAUUUGUUGAUACCAACAGCCAACAAUAAUUGCUUGUUCCAAAAGUAUUUCUGUACAGAAUCAUGUGGUUUGUGUUGCCGUUUUUCUUUGCUCACAAUGGCACAAGAGAUGAGGGGGCUGAGGUCACUGUUCCCUACAGAAAGAACAGAAGCUAAGGUUCCAAAUUUCACCCUUCACCAGUCCAGAACCAAAAGUGUUAUUAUUUAUUUGCCUUGGAUCAGCUGCAUGCUUUUCCUGCAUUGUCUCAUAUGCUGCCCUUGUGAUGGUGGAAGAGCACAUUACCGAAUCUGGGACUUAGGAAACAUGCUGUAUUUGUAGCUGUAUGUUGUUGUUUAGUCGUUUAGUCGUGUCCGACUCUUCGUGACCCCAUGGACCAGAGCACACCAGGCACUUCUGUCUUCCACUGCCUCCCGCAGUUUGGUCAAACUCAUGCUGGUAGCUUCGAGAACACUGUCCAACCAUCUCAUCCUCUGUCGUCCCCUUCUCCUUGUGCCCUCCAUCUUUCCCAACAUCAGGGUCUUUUCCAGGGAGUCUUCUCUUCUCAUGAGGUGGCCAAAGUAUUGGAGCCUCAGCUUCAGGAUCUGUCCUUCCGGUGAGCACUCAGGGCUGAUUUCCUUAAGAAUGGAUAGGUUUGAUCUUCUUGCAGUCCAUGGGACUCUCAAGAGUCUCCUCCAGCACCAUAAUUCAAAAGCAUCAAUUCUUUGGCGAUCAGCCUUCUUUAUGGUCCAGCUCUCACUUCCAUACAUCACUAUUGUAGCUGUAUAGUUAUCAGUAAAGGAACCACACAAUUCUCCUGCUCUUGAAGAUAUUACUCAUUCAGUGUGACCCUAAGUUAAAAUGCUCCCUGAUGGGGAACCUCUAAUCCUAAAUGUUUACUGGAGCUGUGUGUGUUUUAAGGUUAUCUUUCAUUCUUUCAAGAUACAUUAAAAGCUUCACUUUGUGGAGUCUGUUUCCAUUUCCCCAAGCACGCUUCUUUCCCUUUUUGAAAUAAGAGUGAUAUACACAACUCUGUGACCUCUUAAACUGCUGGAAAUCUGUAAUAUUUUGUAUGUUUAUUUUUAGGUUAACUGAAACUGCUCUACUAGUGGCAGAUGAAUUUGACCAUCAGCAAACAUUGGCAGUGGCGGACACUAUGCAAGAAACAGAAAUCAGACAUCCACAACUGAUUCAAAAGUAAAACUUCAGUACAAAAUGGCGACUCAAAAUGUUCUCAAUUUCUGUAACUUCCCUUUUCUGACUGUUCAGAAUGCAGCAAGUGAAAAAUCUGUAACUUCUGUUUAGUUUAAGAAUGACUGAUACAGAACGCUGAAUAUGCUUGCACUAUAUGAUAUGCCAUUGACUUACCUUACACCACAGUCCUAAACACAUCUAUUGGAAGCAAGUCCCAUUGAUUUUAGCAGAACUUGCAUCCAGGUAAGCGUGCCUAGGAUUAUGGUGUAACUCAUCACUGUUUGGUUGACAUUAAGCUCAUUUGACUUAAUGUUUUUUUUGUGGAAAUGUAUGCUGGAAUGUGCACAAGAUAUGUCCUGACACAACAGGUGUUAGUAAACCCCAGUGAAGCUGGUGAACAAAAACAGCAAAGUUAUUUUGUCCCACUUUGUGCCUGAGGCCAAACUAGGCAAAACAUUAAAUGCAUCUUUACGCUUAAUGUACCUGCUUUUAAAACGGAAAAUCUAUCCCAUGAAGCUGUUUUUGCAUGGCCACAAAGAAUCCCAUAGUGCCAACAGGAGGUUUUCUUACAAUUCAAAUAAGCAGCUUUAGAGAAGAGGUUUUCAUCAGAAUGGCAGCAGGAGAGAAAAGGCUUAAAUCCCACCCACCUGUUCCAUUCCUAAUUUCUGAUCCCUCUCACAGCAGCUAUUUACAAUUUUAAGCAUGCAUAUUAAAUAUAGGAAGGUAUUUAACAUCCCAUCUAGUUUCCCUGUUAUGGUGGCUUGGGGUAAAAAUUAAAGAGCAGAGAGAAAAUAAUUUUCCUGCAUCUACUUGGUGUUUUCCCUUUCUCUGUAUGGUGCCCUGAAAUUGCUGCAAAUACAGUGACCAGGAUCAAGACCAGCAUGAACUUUUAGUCUCCCUAAAAGUAUGAGGGCCUCCAACUGAAUGACAUUUUUCUUCCUCCUGCCAUAUAUGAGUAGAGGUGCUUUUCACUCAUAUGUUGUUUGUGUCUGUUGGAUACGGUCCACUGUCAUGGAAAGCGGAUAACACUUUCUUCCUUUCCUCUGUGAAAAAGUUAAUUUAGUUUAUAGUAUUCUAUGGUAUACCCAGCUUGACUCCUUCCAUUUACAGAAGGCUCUGGGAUUCAGCUGGCACUUAGGUAAAUGACAGGGGUGUUUGACUUGUUUUGGUCAAAUCCUCUGCCUCCAGAGCAGACAUUUCAGGUUGCAAGGGGCUGCAGGAGAAAGGGGGAUAAAUACAAAUUGCUUUCCCAUUUCCGUUAAUAUUAGCCUCUACCAUAUCAAAGAAACAUCCACAAACAGAAGGACACCGUUGGAUCCAUUCAUCCUUUUAUUAACUAUGUUCUUUAAUUAAGGACAGGAGUCCAGAUUGCUGCCAGUGAAGGCAAGGCCAAUAUGGACCUGAUUUUCAGAUUACACCAUUUUUAUCGCUGGAAUAAAACAAUAUAUCUAUUUGCAGCAGUGUAUGGGUAUCCCAACUUUGUUCAAGUUUCUGGAUAUAACCCAGUGAUCGCCAGCCUUUCAGGGCAAAGGGAUGGUCACUUCUGGAAUCUGAGGGAGUGCCACAGGGUACCAGCUGAAAAAUAGCUGCCAUGGAGGAUAUGGCAUAAUACAAAAUGUACAAUUCUGGGAUCUAGUGAAAUGUGGGCGUGUGUUUAAGGGCGUGAGCUCAUUGUAAAAGAAGCUGAGCCACUGCAAACAGCAGCAGAGCAGGAAGAGUAAACAUUCUAUCAUGCAUUGUGGAUUUUUGAAGGGACAUUUACCAUGUCUUUCCAUGGGCACUGCAAAGAGGUAUUGACAGGCACAGUGGCACCCACCGACAUCAUGGUGGUGACCCCUGGCAUAACAACACAUGAAAUGCAGGACAUCAUUAUCAGAAAGCAUUGACAGAUCCCAAGCAGCCUGCUUUUGCUGUUGUGCCGAUGUUACAGAUAACUCCAUUCAAAAUAGAUUUAUGAUCCGUCUUGUAAUUUAAUGUGUGUGCAUCUCAGGGCCAGGGCAGUUUGUAAAAUACAUCUUCACUAUUAUUUGAAAGGCUUUUAAUUUCACCCUGAUAUUUAGCCUCAUCUGCUUUUGGUUUUCAGGAUUGUGUCUCUGCUUUACAAACAUAUGGAUCUCUACAAACCAGUAGAAUUGGCCAAAUUGACCUACGCCCUCCUCCUAUUUCAUUGCUCCAAUCCUGAGAUUUAUUCCAAAUUACAGAGAUUGCUCACCAGGUAAGAAAGCACAUUUUAUCAGCAAAUAUAUUCUGAUGAUCGCUUUCUUUAUUAAUUUGUUACAUUUGAAUCCUUCCCUUCUUCCUUAUCAGAAUUCAAGGAAGUGUUGUUGUUGUUCAGUCGUUUAGUCGUGUCCGACUCUUCGUGACCUCAUGGACCAGGAAGUACAGUGGUACCUCGGGUUAAGAACUUAAUUCAUUCCGGAGGUCUGCUCUUAACCUGAAACUGUUCUUAACCUGAAGCACCACAUUAGUUAAUGGGGCCUCCCGCUGCUGCCGCGCCACUGGAGCACGAUUUCUGUUCUCAUCCUGAAGCAAAGUUCUUAACCCAAGGUACUAUUUCUGGGUUAGCGGAGUCUUUAACCUGGAGCGUAUGUAACCUGAAGCGUAUGUAACCCGAGGUACCACUGUACUUAUCAAAAUUGCAGUUUGCAGUGAUCAUCUUAAGAAGGCAUUCUUCCUCUUGCACAUGGGAAGAAUAUCUCGCUUCUAAAUGAAGCACACUACUGGCUUUAGAAAUAACAUUUCUGUGCAAAUGUCCAUUUAAUUGAUAAAUUAAUCAAUUGAAAAUGUCUUUGAUCAGGGUACUUCCCUAAUUUUCAUACCCUUUUAAAAUUUGAUACAGUGGAUACAAUUUCUUGCUAAGGAAUUAUAAGUGAAUUGCAUUGGGGAAUAAGCUCAGUCUGACCCAGUUUGCUGUAUUUUUUCCUGUUUUCACAUUUUCAGUGUGUGGGACUAGGGAUUUAAGUAGCUUGCAAUGAUAUCUGUGGCAAGAGCAGCUGGUGUGGGUGGGUGGGUUGUUCGCCUCCCAGCAUUGGUGUCACUGUAGCUUACCAGGGUUGGGGAUGAGGUGGCAGGGAGUUUGGUGCUGGCCACACCAGCAGGAGCUGGCCACACUGCUCCACAUCUUCCUUCUGGUAAGCCACAAUGAUGCCACUGCCUCCCGUACCCGCUGUUCGCUCCUGAUUGGUCGGAUUUCUUUUCAAGCAAAUAUGCAAUUGACCUGGAUGUAAAAUGCACCAAAAAAUAUUUGUGGCCUGCCGAUUUUCACUCUUCAUCACUGACAGAUGUAUAUCUCUCUGUUUUGCAUUCCAGCUGUUUACACACUAAUGUCGUACCGACGGAUAUUUCCAUGCUCAUCCGUGUUCUUUCCUUGCUUCCUAACUCCUACAUGGAUGAAGUCAUAGUCACUCGAAUGGAGGCUGUAAUGCCUCAGUGCAGCCUGAGCGAUUUGAGUUCCUUCGCCACAGCUGUUACGAAAUGGAUUCGACGUGAUCAGCCCUAUCAGCAAAGCCCCACGGUGCAGUACGGAAAACUUUUGCAAAAAGUCAAUAAUUGUGCACUUGAGAGACUUCAGAAAGCCAACGAUCUGGAUCUUCUGUUAGACGAGUUGAAAUACAUAUCUGGAGACUGGUUUGAAGAAAUGCUCCUUGAGGAAACCAUGGUUGCUCUUCAGCGCUUGGCAGGCCAGAUUACAUGGACAAAUGUGACAGAGUUGUCAUCUUUUUUUGCCAGAACUUCCUAUCUCUGCGUUCCAUUACUUGAUAGAAUAGCUGCCGUUACCGUUCAGCAUAUAGAUAAGGUACUAACGACACAUGAUCAUUUCAUCUCCCUUGAAAGUGAUAGCACAAACAGCAUGCAGUGUUACGUUUCAUGUGUAUUCUUAUUUGGACAUAGUUUAUCAGAGCUGUGUCCCCCCCUCCCCCCGGUGUAUUGGGUCUGCAUUGCACACUACGCUGAGUGAUUUGAUUGCUACUCCGGGAACAUGUAUAACUUGCUCACAUUAGGGAGAGACUGAAGACGAGGAUCCAUUUUAUAGAAAGCAUAUCCCCAUUUACACGGGUCUUAUAUUCCAAAUCCCCGUGUGCAUCAGUGAAGUUGCAUACAAUGGGGGAAUCGGCUGUCGGCUCAACAAAGCCCCACUGAUGUGUGGGGAAGGAACUCAAUGAUGUUUGCAGACCACUUCCUUAACUUUUGUUGCUUUUUGAAUAAUAAUAAUACCCCGCCUAUCUGGCUGGAUUUCUCUGGGCAGUUCCCAACAGAAUAUUAAAAACACGAUAAAACAUCAAACAUUAAAAACUUUCCUAAACAGGGCUGCCUUCAGAUGUCUCCUAAAAGUCAGAUAGUGGUUUAUUUCCUUGACAUCUGAUGGGAGGGCGUUCCACAGGGUGGGUGCCACUACUGAGAAGGCCCUCUGCCUGGUUCCCUGUAGCCUCACUUCUCGCAAUGAGGGAACCACCAGAAGGCCCUCAGAGUUGGCCCUCAGUGUCCGGGCUGAACGAUGGGGGUGGAGAUGCUCCUUCAGGUAUACUGGAGGAAUUAUUAAAAUCUGGCAGACAUACGUGGUAAAUGCUGACUGUCCUUUUCUCCCCCACCCCCUUGCUUUCUUCUCUAGGUUUACAGUUCUGAGAUUUACUCUGUUCUCCGUCCCUUUGCUACUCUAAAUUAUGAUCCUCCCCAGAGUGAAGAGUUUUUUGAGGCUUGCCUUCAGCACUUGAGCUCUUGCUUGGGUAAGUUCAUCAGAGAGGAAUGGUAGCCGGGUGACAUUCCCCCCAAGGUGCCAAUUGGCAGUGUGAUGAGUGCACAAGGCCAAAUAAAAUCUCUUUUUGAAUCAAAGAAAACUGAUACAAUUCAGAACCUUCUGUUGUUGUUUUUUGGGAGGCCGCGGGGGGACGGGGGACGACGACGUUGUGCUAACUAUUCUAAACAUUGGUAGGUAGAAUGAAUUUAAACUGGUGAGCAGUGAAGUGGCAGCUCUUCCUUUCCCCAUCUUUCAAAAUGAGCACAGUGCUAAGCAGGAGCACAUUUUAAACUAUUUGUGCUUGCUGAUACAAAAAUACCCCCACAGAUUUUAAGACAAGGAUUCAUUUGGUUAUUUCCUGUAAAGGGCGCUUAUGAAGCUGCUGCUGCAAACGUGCCGCUCGCAAUGUGGGAAGACCCAGUUGCACAGCCUUAGGCACGGCAAUGUAUGGAGAAGGGGCUGGCAGGCAAGGACUGGGUGAAUACAAGUGUGGGAGUACUAGCAGUGAUUUUCUUACAUAAACCAUGCUGGAGAGGAUGUGGGCGAGGGAUCUAUUAUUGUGUCCAAAUUAACGUCAAGGCCAACAGCAUGAAAAUAAGCUCUAUCAGUGUACAGUUAAUUGGGUCGUUUUUAGGACUGUGACGUUUGCCAUCACAUUCUUCCUUCUGUGAUGGUUCCCCACUGUUUUCCACCCGUCCUGUUCCCAGUCUCUAUAUCCCUGUUCCUUCUGUUCCUCCGGACCAUUACAAAAUCUGAACGUCAGUUUCCAGAAGCAGAAUAAAUAAGCAAAUGUAUGUAAAAACACUCAACAUUUUAGACUUGUUCAUGUGUCACUUGUGUGUGGGGUGUAGCUGUUGAGAAAGGAACAGGGAUGCACUUUUAUCCCCACCCUUGAUAAGUUCCUGUGGCGAGGAAGGGGCUCUGUGUGAUUGUAUGGGUGUGGAGAGUUCUAGUUUCCUAUCUGUUUCUCCACUUCUUCAGAGAUACUGUCAGUUAAAGGAUACACUAAUAUAUUUGUUUUAUACAGGUAGUUUUGAACCGCAUCUCCUUGUGCUGCUUGGUUUUGCUUUGGCUGUUGCUGAGUAUUUUCCAGAGAAUGUGAUAAAGGCUAUAUUUAACAUCGAAUUUUUGGCCAAACUAGAUGCCCAGCUUGAAAGUAAGAAAUAAUUACAAAUUUUAACAAGACUCUUGCAUUUUGUAAGAGAUUGUGUGUAUGUGUUUUCUUUUGCUCAGAACAGGAAUAGCCAACUGUAUUUUUUGAUACUACCGUCUUCUUGGUUUCAAAUAAUCUACCUUGGAAUAAUAUUCCUAUGUUUGAGUUAGGUUAUUUUCAACAAACCACGGUUUGCCAGUUCAGAAACAACAAACCAUGGUUGAGCCUGAAGCUUGCCUAGAAUACUGUUUCAUGGGAUAUGCAGGUGUGACCAUAUCCUCCACAUGUAAAAAUUGGCAAAGCACAAUGAUUCUUUUCUUCAGAUACAUACUCUGCCUUGUUGCAUAGCGAGUGUGCAACAUGCAAUUCAGAUAUUAUCUACCUAGGAGAAAUAUCAACCUACUUAGUAUUUCUUCCUCUUGCAUACUACUCCCCAACACCAUCAUGGGAAGGAAGUAAAAUCUGAUUCAGGCUAAACUGUGUUUUAAAUGUCUUCUCUUUCCACCCAGCUUGAAGGAAUAAGGAUUUUCAGUUUUGAUUAUAAAUGAGGUUACUUGUUUAGAGAAUCAUACAGCAGCCUUGAGUCAGGUAGUUCUUCCCAUAAAUGCUCCCCCAAGCUAGGUCAGGAGUGAAACAUUACUUUCAUUUUGUUUUUAAAAUGAAGGUACAGUUAAAACUAGCAUUUUAAUUUAGUCUGUUCAACUAUAAAUUUUCAUCCGAUUGAGACUUCAUUUAUUCAUUUGGGCAUUUCUGUACUAAUCAAUCCACUACAUGUCAUCUGGCAGUUUCCAUUUUUACUCAGAUGUAAGUCCCACUUUUCUUGGUGAAGCUUUGUUCACUGUGCGUAGAAUAAUACCUUUAUUACUUGCUUACUUUCAUCCCCCCUGUGCCCUCUCUAAAUGGGGGAAGGAGGAGAAGGCAUGGUGGACCCCCCGAGUUGUGGCUAUGUUUGUGAGGAAGUUGUCCUCUGCAUCAGCAGCACCAAGACAGAACAGUGAUUUUCCUUUUCCCUCCCAGAGGGGAAAAGAGGAACGAAGAUCUCCUCACCUUCUCUAUCGUCUCUUUGAAAUGCUUGUAGAAUAGGAGCCCUCAAAAUUCCAAACAGCCAGAAUAUUUUAAAAGCCAAAAAGGGUAACAAUGCUUCUCGGCUUCAUAAAGAAACCCAGAGUGAAUUUUGACUUCUGGUUGUUGUUUUUUUGCUGAAGCCCUAUACCAAUUGAGUAUGAAUUAAACGGGGCUCUAUGUAAGGUUGUGAUGAUCAAUGUCUUUUCCCUUCUGCACGGAUUCAUUUUUUAGAAAGCGCUACUAGUUCUCAGAAACUGCUGCUUCUGCAGAGUUGCAAGGCUACCUCCACAGCCUGGCUAUUCACAAGAGUAGUGUUGGAAGGCGGUGUUGGCGAGGUAUAUCAGACCCCAUACCUGUACCAGCUUCGUAUUAGACCUGCUGCCAGCUGGCUGUGAGGGCAGCUUGGGAAUCUGUGGAUCCCAGGCCAUCUUAGCCCUCAGAAGGCCCCAUUUUGUGGGCUAUCCAUUGGGCUCUGCCAACAGGGGUAGGGUGAGUGGAAGGCAGGAGGUCUGUAACAGUGGAGGUGUCAGGCAGAGGAGGAAUGGUGGAGACCACUUCCCCAUCCUGACCCAGGGAGGAAGGAGAGGAAGACAGUAUAGAUUUACAACAGGGGUUUGAGGGAGGAAGCAGCUCGGAGGCAGAUGAGGGGGAAAGUUGGGAAAUCAUGGGAGAGCCAGAGCAGCUGGCUGACAUGUUGUCAUUAGAAAGCAUUUCAGACCCUCUAUCUAUCUGCCAGAACUCGGUGAGCCUUAAAAGUAGGAGAGCAAAGAGCUCAAAGACAGAGGGCACUUAGUGGCACCUGUAGAAGUGACAAAUAAGGAAGUGGGAGAGACAGGGGUGUGUGUGGAGAUUCACUUGGGACAAUGCUAUUAUCCAAGAGGCUGGGUCCUAUAGCCUCUCUCUGUAAAGAUUGAAAUAAAAAAGGACUGUGAGAACCUUUUCCUUGUCUUUAUAAUCUCCUGGGCAACCAGCCGGGAGCCGCUGACAGCAUCCUGACAGGAGGCUGGCUGAGCCAGCAGAAGCAAGCAGAGGGAUGCCUCUGUUCAGUUCAGUGCCCCCACAGCCCAGUGUACAGUGGUGGGGGGGUUGGAUUGCAGCUUAAGAGACUUCUGAUUUGCUUCUGCGGCCGUGUCCUUUGUCUGAAGAGCUGCUUGCUUUUGUACUUACAGAAGUGCUGUCAGGCGUACAGUGGUGUAAAUAGUGUUCGUUUUUCCCCUCCAUUUUUUAAAAAAACCAGCACUACCGGGUUCCUUAAACCGGAGGGUCCGCUUACGGCUGAUGGAACUGAACCGAGCGGUCUGUUUGGAGUGCCCGGAGCUCCAAAUUCCAUGGUUUCAUGAGCGCUACUGUCAGCAACUACAGCGAAAAGGUGAAUAUUUAACCUUUUAAAUGACAGUUGCAUUAUGGGUGCCUCAGUCCAUUAAAAAAAACACCUUUACAGAGUCACAUUUAUUAAAACUCAUAACAUUUCAGAAAUGGCUUAAACUUCAGUUAUGUCCUUGUCAGCCUGCUAUGAAGUGCUAUAUGAAGUUAUUUUUUAAAAAAACAAACAAACAGAAAAGAUGCUGACAAGCUCAGGGUAAUAUCCAUUUGGUACCCUUGCAUAACGUAUCUGCUAAUGGAAGAAUGCAAGAGGUGAUCCCCCCCCCCCAUUUCCUCUCCCCACUGAAGCCCAUAGCACCCUCUGAAAAUCUGCUCUGGAGGGUUGGGGAAUCUCCAGGAUGGGUUGGGAGUUGGCAUGGGGCGGGGGGACAAAUUGGCAAAGAUCGCCUCCCUUCUUCCUUUAGCAGAUGCCUCUACUGGAACAAAAGCUCAAGGAGCAUCGCCUGGAUUCCACCUUCUGAUAAUGUAACAUGCGUCGUUCUUGUAGAGUGAUUCGUGAUAUUUUGUUCUGUCUUCCCUUUGCUUCUGAUCUGGUUUUUAUGCUUUGUUUUUGUUUUCACCCCCAGGCAGUGGUAGUCUUAGCGCGUUGCAACAGCAGAUUCACGGACUGCUGGGAGAAAUUUUGGGAGGAAGCCACUUUGCCAAGGUGUCUGUUCUCACUCCAUACUACUACGGAAUCGGUGGGUGUUUAAUUCAUGGGAAAUCCUCUGUGGUUCAGUGUUUCAUGGGAAACUCUCUCAAAACAUUUCUCAAAUGUACAGAAGCAAGUCCUGGCUACCCCAGAGGCUUUCCAGACAAUCUGUUUAUAGUUAUCUGAAUGCAGUGUUGUUUAUUUUUCCUUAUUGAAGGCCUGUCCUGAUUCACAGGCCCAAAGGAGGGCCCGUGCGAGUGGUUUGAUGCAGGGAUACCAAAGAAGGAUGCCUCCAACACUGUCAGGGCCAGUUCUUGUGCUGGGGCAACCCAGCCAGAUGAGCGGGGUAUAAAUGAUAAAAUUAUUAUUACAGUGGUACCUCGGGUUACAUACGCUUCAGGUUACAGAGUCCGCUAACCCAGAAAUAGUAUCUUGGGUUAAGAACUUUGCUUCAGGAUGAGAACAGAAAUUGCGCAGUGGCGGCAGCGGGAGGCCCCAUUAGCUAAAUUGGUGCUUUAGGUUAAGAACAGUUUCAGGUUAAGAACAGACCUCCGUAAUGAAUUAAGUAUGUAACCAGGGGUACCACUGUAGUAGUAGUAGUACUUAUAUACUUUUAUUUAUAAGCUAUUCAAAAAACAAAACAGCAGUUUACAACAAUUCUACUUAAAACCACACAAUACAGCUAUAUAGAGCGCAUUGCAUUAAUCCAGCCUCUGGGUUACCAAUGUACGGGAUACAGUGGCCAGGCUCUUGCAGUUGCUGGAUGCAAUGAGGUAGUAUGAGAGUCUUGACAACUGUGCUCCCCACCCACUUUUGUAGCAUUUCAUGUUGUUUUAAAGUUUAAAUUGUAUUUUAACUCAGCCUUUUGAGUGCAGCCGUGAAAAUUCCUCCCCUGAUUCCUCGCCCCCAAGCAGAAUUCCUCACAACUAGGCUACUCCCUAACUUUCCCUAUAAAAUAGCUACUGCAUUUGCAUGAAACUUGUGGAAACUGUUGGGCCAUGGAUAGAAAUGCGGUUGGGUGAUGCUUUGCAUCUUUUGGAUAAUAAGCCCCAGUGAGGAGCAUAUUUAAUUGAAAUCAGUAGCACGUCCUUCCAAGUAAUUGUGCUCAGGAUCUUGGUGUGAAAAGUUGUACUAGUGAAAUCAGUGGGACUGGAGUGACAUAAGCAGUAAAUAGACAGCCUGUGUGUAACAGAGAAGUUUUGCUUAUAGGUUUUCUUUUCUUGUAAGUGGUGGCCUGUGUAACUAUUAUCCUAACCUUAAAUAGUGAGUGAGUGCUCUGGGAGCUAAAGUAUUGUUGAAGCAAAGUAUGAGCCUGGUGAGUACCUGGAUUGUAGAUCACUGGAGCCCCACGUAAGCUGUUUCAUGCUUUACUUAAGAGUCUGCUCUUAAGUAUACAGCUCUUAAGUAUAUACGUGUGUCUGAAUAUACAGUAGUAGUGCUUGAGUAACAUUGUGGUUUGUAAUAUUGCACUGGUGGAGGAGUCAUGCCCCACUGUAAACAUUAACUUCCUAUUGUGACAAGUCCUGAGAUGAUAAUUUUUAUUUCAGACUUUGAGUGUAUUCUUGAUAAAAACAAGAAGCCUCUUCCACAUACCGAACAGAUUGUUGUCAUGGCUGACUUGAAGGGAAUGCACUGGGAGCAAGAUGGCCUGUUGUUGGGAAGGAAAGGGCUGCCGCCCGGAGCUCAGAGGUGGUUACAUAUUUUCUGUGUGCUUCUAUGGUCAAUAGUCCAUCUUCUUUCGUACUGUUUUAUGCCAAGUACAAAUUCAGGGAAGGCUGAUCUGUCCCAUUGUACGUAUCUGACUCCACUUGCUCCUAAAGAGUAAGUGAGAGGCAAAUUGCACUUACAACUUUAGUCGCUAACAACAACAUUUAAAAUAACAGCAUUAAAAGUCGGUUGCUCCUUACUUUGGCCUGAACCUGAGUGCAAACUUCUGUUGCUAUUUAAACUGGGAAGCAUAUCUUCGCAUCUGCGUGUGCUCUUCAGCCGUUAAUAUUUUUGACUUUGAAUAAAAUGCUACAUUGUGAAAUGCACUAAGCUUUAUUACAAGGCCCUUAGGGUUCUUGGACCAAGGCAAGCUGAGUUGAAAUAAAAAAGGGCGUUUAGAAGGAUAUUUCAUUUCCUCCCUUAAUUUACUGCAAUUUAUUCUGGAUAGACACCUUCAUUGAGUCUACACCAUUCCUAAUGUAGAAACUCCCUUAUUGAUAGGGCAACCUAUAUUUGCUUUAGUUACUUGCUCAAUGGAAAGUUAAUUUCUAGCUGGCUGUGUUGUUAAAGAGCGUCCGUUUUAGUAUUCCUUGAACUUCAUUUGCUCUGAAGAAAUCUUGUUAGAUUUUAUUGUUGUUCUGGACAUAUGCCACAUAUUUGCAGAGACUGAUGCACAUUGAGAUGUGACAGAUCUCUCUUGUUCAGGGUUAACCUUUCCAUUUCAGUGGAGUGAGGUAUUAUUUAAGUGUGCAAAGGAAUAAACAUAGGUUGUCUCCCUCUACUGAAAAGAACUGUGAAAGUUCUCCUUGGCAGGGAAACUGGAGGCAUCAGCCUUCAGAGGCCCCUUGCUCAGAAGAGACUGAUGCAUUUGCAGUUUACAUUGCAAUACAUGUUUUAAUAUGAUAAAACUCUGCACUUUCCCUUGCCUCUUUUUACUUCUGAGGUGAGACAUACAUACAGUUUCAGGAGUUUUUUGCCCCUAUUAUCUAAAGGGCUCACUUUAGAUUCUGAGUAGAUUCUGUUUUCAGAUUGUUGAACCUAUAAUCAUGCACAUAUGAUUGUAUUGUAUUCAGAAUUGCAGUGGAUUUUCUGGAUUCAAAAGCCUUUUGUAAGAACUUGAAUCACCUGAAAGGAGAAGCUGCUAUGAAAAAGCGACAUUUGGAGAUUCUAGGAUACCACGUUGUUCAGGUAUGUUGUCCUCUGGAUUUUGUAUCAGUAUUGCACAUACCGUAUUUUUCACACUAUAGGGUGCACCGGCCCAUAGGGCGCACUUAUUUUUUGAGGGGGGAAAUAAAGAAAAAAAAAUUUAUUUCCCCCCCGAGCCCCAAAGAGCAAAGAAGACAUGACAGCGAGCGGGAUGGAUUUUAGCCUCGGUGCUGGGGGUCCGGGAGCGAAGGCGAGGUUGCGCUCAACCUCGCCAUUGCUCCCAGAGCUUGUGGGGCUGGGGGCGGGGGAAGCCUGAGCUUCCCCCGACCCCAGCCCCCAGAACAGGCUGUUGCCCGCAAGCCUUGGGAGUUCCCGCCGGGCUCGCAAGGCUUGCGUACAUUUGCGCGAAGCACGGGGCGCACUCCGGAGUGCGCCCCGUGCUUCGGGCUGCAGGUUGCUGCCCGCAAGACUUGCGAGCCCGGCAGGAGCUCCCGCCAGGCUCCCAAGGCUUGCGGAUAGCUUCCUGAAGCCUCUCGCUCUCCAGGCUUCAGCGAAAGCCUGCAUUUGCCCCAUAGGACGCACACACAUUUCCCCUUCAUUUUUGGAGGGGAAAAAGUGCGUCCUAUAGGGCGAAAAAUACGGUAAUUUCAGAGUUAUCUAACAAUAUGUCAAUAUUCUUUAUUUGAAAGUUUUUUAUCAUAAAUAUUGAGGGCUGUGUUCUGCUUCUACUCAGGGUAGACCCAUUGAAAGUUCCUUCUUCCAAAGGUUGCUUUCUCUUCUUCUCAAGUUGAAUAUUAUUAUUGUUACCACCACCACCCCUUCCCAUAUGGUCUUGCAAUCUAAAAACAGACCAGGGGUGGAGGUGGGGAGACAGCAAAGGGGGAAAGAUGGAAACAGAGGCAGGAAUAAAAAGGAAGAAGAUGCCAUUUUCCCCCCAGUUGCUCAUGUUUGGAUUUAGAGUGGGACUUAGAGCUUGAAAGUUAUUCCAGAGGCUUCAGCAAAAAGAUGGGCUUUGGUUUGAGGAAAGUAAGAGAGGUUAUUUAAACUUAUACAACUGAAUAAAAAGUAGAGAAGUUACAUUGAGUUUUAAAAAACAUUGAAAAGAAUUACACAGUUGGAAGAUGUGUUAUCAAGUUCAUCUCACAACCUGUGGACCUCCAUACGUUGUUUUACAACAAUUCAUAUUAUCCUUGCUCUUUGGCUAAGCUGCCUAGGGGAGGGGUCAGCAAACUUUUUCAGCAGGGAGCCGGUCCAAUGUCCCUCAGACCUUGUGGGGGGCCGGACUAUAUAUUUGGGGGGGUGAACAAAUUCCUUUGCCCCACAAAUAACCCAGAGAUUUUAAAUAAAAGGACACAUUCUACUCAUGUAAAAACACGCUGAUUCCCAGACCGUACGUGAGCCGGAUUUUGAAGGUGAUUGGGUCGCAUCCGGCCCCCGGGCCUUAGUUUGCCUACCCAUGGCCUAGGGCUUCCAACAUCUGGGGACCAGGGCUGCUAUAGUGAAUACUAUUGGGUCAUACUUGCUGAAACUUUCGAAGUAUUCUUUUCAUUCUGUUUUUGCUACCUAAUAUGAAUAAUCUUUCCUUACAAUAAGUGGACGAAUGAGAGCAUCUGCCUGGCAGCUACCUACUUUGUUUUCGUAUCUUACCACAUUUACCAAUAUUCUUCAUAGUACUGUAUGGUAUUUGCAGCCUAUUAUAGCUAAAAAGGAAGGGAGACACCUUUUUUCAGAUGAGUUCCCUAUCACAAGCACUUCUGUUUGCGCAAUAGGGCUCCCCCCCUGCCUUUAAGGAUAUGUAAAACCAUGGGCAGACAUUUAAGGAACUUCCUGCUCUGUAUGAAUUCAAUUGAGGUCUGGAGAGAUGGGUAUCUUCCGAGCAACACCUUAGUAUUGAUAUAGUUAGCUAUGACCAAGGCUGCAGCGCUGUGUCAACUUACUCAAUGAGUACCGUAUUUUUCGCCCUAUAGGACGCACUUUUUCCCCUCCAAAAAUGAAGGGGAAAUGUGUGUGCGUCCUAUGGGGCGAAUGCAGGCUUUCGCUGAAGCCUAGAGAGCGAGAGGGGUCGGUGCGCACCUACCCCUCUCGCUCUCCAGGCUUCAGGAAGCACUCUGCAAGCUGUGGGAGGGCUGCGCAAAGUCGCGCAGCUCUCCCACGGCUUGUGGAGAGCUGCCUGUUCUGGGGGCUGGGGUCAGGGGAAGCUCGGGCUUCCCCCCGCCCCAGCCCCGCGCCUGGGGGGGAAAUAAUUUUUUUUUCCUUUAUUCCCCCCCAAAAAAAACUAGGUGCGCCCUAUGGGCCGAAAAAUACGGUAAGUAGAACUUACUUUUGAGUGAAUAUGCAUCUUUCCAUUGAAAGCAGUCAGCUUAUUGGGAUGAUCCUGUUCUUUAGCCUCAGUGCAUAUGGAAUACUGUUCAGUUUCCUAAACUUAGGUGACCAAGUGCUCUGUAACAGGAAACUUGACUAGUGUUAUGUCUGAACAUGUUUUCACUUAUCAUGUUCCCCUCCAAAUCAGUUUACAACCAGAUCUAGAAGCAGCCAUGUAACUAUGCCGAUACAACAGAGAUUCUUGUUAAAAACAAGUAUCUUGAUAGGUUUCCCUUGCUAUAUUUCUACAGUAAACUUUAUUUUAUUUCAGAUCCCUCAUUUUGAAUGGAACUCCAUGGAGCUGUCAUCAAAGGAGGCAUGGAUGGAGUAUCUAAAGAAUAAAAUAUAUGAAAAGGUUUGA